This is a messenger RNA of Gloeophyllum trabeum ATCC 11539, 894 nucleotides long. Its product is annotated as Methylthioribulose-1-phosphate dehydratase. The record is from RefSeq and is a predicted model, not a curated record. NCBI's taxonomy places the organism in Eukaryota, Fungi, Basidiomycota, Agaricomycetes, Gloeophyllales, Gloeophyllaceae. Gene Ontology annotation, molecular function: methylthioribulose 1-phosphate dehydratase activity; metal ion binding. Gene Ontology annotation, cellular component: cytoplasm. The coding region runs from base 18 to 728 and encodes 236 amino acids. The transcript has 7 exons.
CCCUACUAACAUUGACCAUGGCAUCGAGCGAUAGCGACGCGCUGGUGACUUCCAGUGACCCCCUUCAUCCGGCGAAUUUGAUUCCGGAGCUCUGUCGAGGGUUUUAUCAUCUGGGAUGGGUUACUGGGACUGGAGGGGGCAUUAGUAUCCGCCAAGGUGAUAAAGUAUACAUCGCCCCCUCCGGCGUGCAGAAGGAGCGCAUCCACCCCACCCACAUGUUCGUCCUCCCCUACCCGCAGCCGUCCCCGCACGCGGACCGCGUCUUCCUCCGCCGCCCCGCGCAGAACCUCAAGGAGAGCGCGUGCACGCCGCUGUUCUGGAACGCGUUCGAGCUGCGGGACGCGGGGAGCUGCAUACAUACGCAUAGCCAGCAUGCGGUCAUGGCGACGCUGCUUUGGCCGGAGAAGGAGUUUCGGAUCUCGCAUCAGGAGAUGAUCAAAGGCGUGCGCAUCGGCGGCACCGGGCGGGCACUGUCCUUCCUCGAUACGCUUGUCGUCCCCAUCAUCGAGAACACGCCGAAUGAGGAAGACCUGAGGGAGAGCAUGCACGAGGCGAUGGUCAAAUACCCUGACGCUGCUGGUGUGCUGGUGCGGAGGCACGGGGUAUAUGUAUGGGGCUCAGAUUGGGAGAAGGCGAAGGCGCAGACUGAGUGCCUGGACUACCUCUUUGAGGUCGGUGUCAAGAUGAAGUUAGCAGGGCUCCCAACUAUCCUCGAGAGCUACCCGUGAUUCCGUUGAACGCGGGGAUGACUUGGACGCGGUGCAACAUUAUACUGGAAUAACGCGUCGGUCCCUGUCCAAUAAGAGAGGGUCUCUUCGUAGAUGGGUUGUAGAUAUGUAGAAUCAUCAUGAUUAUAUCACACCUAGGGCUGUCCGGAGUCCGUGCAGUCACGUG